Molecule: messenger RNA, 1443 nt
Organism: Neopsephotus bourkii (Bourke's parrot)
Lineage: Eukaryota; Metazoa; Chordata; Aves; Psittaciformes; Psittacidae
Exons: 8
Coding region: 96-1433 (445 amino acids)
Source: RefSeq, a predicted model, not a curated record
GAAGAGCAGCUGGUGGUGGUCGGUAAAGAGGGCAGGGAGUAGGGCAGGGUCAGCUGCUGCAGGUCAGACUCGUGUUGUCGGCCAUAGCAGCAGCAAUGGCUCUACUCAGCUUGACCCAGCUGCUGGACACCGCCUUUGGGACGUCUGAUGUUGAGGCCGUGAACUUCCGGGCGCUGUGCAACCUGCUGCAGGCCACGCUGGGGCACCUGGGCCUUCAGGACCGCUCCACUCGAAGCUUGGAGCAGCCUGUGGAGCAGGACAGGGCAAUGACCCUGGCCGCAGCGCACCAGGCCCUGCAGCUGGGUGAGCAGCUGCCUGCGAAGGACCCGCUGCAGGACACCACCAGCGGCUCCGAAGCUGAUGUGGCUGCCGACGAGGCGCAGCUGGUGGAGAAGGUGGAAACUGACAAGAGCAGCAGCUCCAAGGACACGUCUGUCUACCAGGAUCUCCUUGAGGAGAUUAGCCAGGUGAAGGAGGUGCAGUCCCACAUGCAAGAAGAAAUCCGCAUGAUGCAGGAGGCGCUUGGCUUGGGGAAUCUCUGGGAUGCUGCUGGCCAGCUGCCAGGCCUCUGCAACCUAAGGACUCUGGCCAGUGAUGUGCAAAUGCUGAAGGAAAGGCUGGGCCUGUACCCAGACCCGGACAAGGUGACCAACAUGGUGCACUGGGACGUCCUGCUGUGGGCAGCAAAGGAGACCAAGGAAGAGAUGGAGGAAGACCCAGAGGAGAACAAGAAGGAGACCAGUCACCACAGCGAUGAUGCAGACAGUGUCUCAGGAUGCACAGGCCACCAGCUUGGGGACACAGCCAGCACAGCCAGAGUCCACGGGCACCCAGACCACCACCCUGGGGAUGCAGCCAGAGCCCACCGUCACUCAGACCACCAUCUCACGGGAGCGGCUCAGCACACCGCUUCACCAGGCAGGCCCCUGGCAGCAGGGACUCUCUUGCCAACAGCCCAGGGAUUCGAGAUCCCGCUCGACAUUGAUCCCAGGGCCACGUCCCACUUGCAAGAGCUGGCCUUGCCCAGCAGUGCCUACCACAAUGCCUACAAUUGCUAUGAGGAGACGGUGGAGACUCUCAAGCAGAUUGGGCAGCUCAGACACCUCUAUGCUGCCCUGAAGGAGCAGGUAGCCCAGCUAGAAGCCACCACAUUGGACCAGACUGGACUGGAGAAGCUGCACCUGCUCCUCCAGGAAGGAGGCCAGGAGAGCGUUGCCAACAUGCUGGGUGACCUCCAGGCCCAGGUGUCAUCCCUGCAGGGCCUGGCCAGUGACCUGCAGGGCUUGUCCAGGGACCUGCAGGGUGUGGCCAGGGACCUGCAGGGCGAGAAGGGAAAGAUCAGAAAGCUGGAGAGUGCCCUUGGCAAACUGGAGGCGGCCAGAGCCAGCUGGCAAACAGACCUCAGCAACCAACUCAGCCUGCCACUGGGGUAAAAGGACAGGA